AUGAAUAUUGCAAUGAAUCGAAUUAUGAAAGAAUUCAAAGAAGUCGUAACAAAUGAAUCUAAUGGAAUUGAUUUAAAAAUGCCAGAAGGUGAAUUAACAAGAAAUGUAUCUAAUUUAGGAUCACAAUCAAAUAAAAAAGAAAUUUUUUUAACUGGAUCUAUUCAAGGACCACCAGAUACACCUUAUGCUGGUGCUCGAUUUCAUGUUGAUAUUAUUGUUGUUGAUACAUAUCCAUUUAAUCCACCUAAAGUUCGAUUUACAACAAAAAUUUGGCAUCCAAAUGUUAGUUCAGUUACUGGUGCAAUUUGUCUUGAUAUUCUUAAAGAUCAGUGGGCAGCUGCAAUGACUAUACGAACAGUGUUGCUCAGUUUACAAGCAUUACUUGCAACACCAGAACCAGAUGAUCCGCAAGAUGCAGUUGUUGCUAAUCAAUACAAAAAGGAUCGAAAAUUAUUUGAGAAAACAGCUCGACAUUGGGCAAAUGUAUACGCAAAUGGACCAAAUCCUGAACCAGAAUGUGAUGCAGCUGUAGCAAGUCUUGUUGAAAUGGGUUUUUCUGAAGAAAAAGCUCGUUCAGCAUUAUCAACAAUGCAUUGGAAUACAAGUGAUGCUUUAGAAAGUUUAUGCAAGGGUUAA
Molecule: messenger RNA, 636 nt
Organism: Rotaria sordida
Lineage: Eukaryota; Metazoa; Rotifera; Eurotatoria; Philodinida; Philodinidae
Source: the annotation of a GenBank genome assembly